Molecule: messenger RNA, 1005 nt
Organism: Arabis nemorensis
Lineage: Eukaryota; Viridiplantae; Streptophyta; Magnoliopsida; Brassicales; Brassicaceae
Source: the annotation of a GenBank genome assembly
AUGGAAGUUGAAGAAGAAGUUAAACGCGUCGUUGAUGAGGUUAAAGAGCUUCAUGACUCCGCCUCUUCUUUUAUCUCGUCUUCUUCCCAACAAGAGACCACUCUCCGUCAAAAAGCCUCCGCCGUUGACGCCUCCAUCCGUCGUCUCCACUCCACUCUUCUUGAAGAAGAUCUGCAUCGUGCUAGAUGCAUGCUCUCUGAUGGAGACACCUCUUCGUUUCUCCCUUCCAAACCUCAAGGACGAUUUGUACGAAUGUUUCUGGGUCCUGUAAAUGUUCGAGCUUUGCGUAAAGACGUUCAGCUCAAAGUUAAAGAAGAAUACAAUAGCUACAGAGAUAAGACUGCUCUUCUUUUUCUUUUUUUCCCUGCAACACUUUUGAUCCUUAGAUCUUAUUUUUGGGAUGGAUGUUUGCCUGCAUUCCCUGUUCAGCUCUAUGAGGGUUGGUUGUUAUUCCUCUAUACUGGAUUGGUUAUGCGAGAGAACGUAUUGAGAGCCAAUGGGAGCGAUAUCCGUCCAUGGUGGUUAUAUCAUCACUAUUGUGCCAUGGCUAUGGCCCUUGUCAGCCUCACAUGGGAAAUCAAAGGUCAACCAAACUGUGUCCAGAAACAGAGAGGAGUCCAUCUUUUCCUGCAAUGGGCUAUGAUGCAAGGUGUCGCCAUGCUUCUGCAAAACAGAUACCAACGCCAAAGAUUAUACACUCGCAUUGCACUCGGAAAGGCUAAGAGGAUGGAUGUCGUAUGGGGAGAAACAGCUGGAGUUGAUGGACAGUUGUGGCUGUUAUGUCCUAUACUGUUCAUUUUACAGGGGUUUGAAGCAUACGUUGGACUGCAGUUGCUAAGGGCAGCAUUAACCGGAGUUGUUGCCGAAUGGCAGGUGAUGGUAUGUGGCAUUCUUCUAGUAGUGAUGGCUGUUGGGAACUUCAAAAACACAGUAGAGACACUGAUGGCAAAAUCGAGAUUUAAGGCGAAGAUGAAGAGAAGUAAAAGCAGAGCAGAGCUUAAUUAG